Molecule: messenger RNA, 1383 nt
Organism: Trichoderma harzianum CBS 226.95
Lineage: Eukaryota; Fungi; Ascomycota; Sordariomycetes; Hypocreales; Hypocreaceae
Exons: 3
Coding region: 1-1383 (460 amino acids)
Source: RefSeq, a predicted model, not a curated record
AUGACGUUCGCUUCGCAUUACCACAUGUCCGGCACGUUUCACGACGGCGUCCACCCGGGCCUGUUCCGGCCGCCCGUGUCGCCCAGCUCCAGCACCGACUAUCUCUCGUCGUCGACCUAUGCGACCGAGUCCUCCAAGCGGAAAUGGAGCCGCAGCAAUGGCAUGCAGACUGGCAGCUUCUUUGAGGAUGUCUACAUGGACAGCGCCCCGAGAAACUAUGCCCUCGCCGGCCAGCUUCACUCUCCCGUCAUCGGCUCCAACCUAGACGACGCCGACGCCGCCAUGGGCGAGAGCAUGUACUCCGACUCCGACUACAGACGAGCCCUCGGCACGAAGCGAUCGCGAGACGAAGGAGACGACGAUUCCAGCGGCGGGCCGACGCCGCUCUUCACCCAGCCCGAACCCGAACAGUCUACACAAUCUGGAAGCUGGGGAUCAUUUGCCUUUUCCACCAUCGGAGGCGUCGUUGGCCGUGUGUGGGAGUUUUGCAAGGCGGGUGCCUUCAAGGGCUUUUACGCAGGAGGAGGCACGUCAUAUAAGAUGACGAGUGCAGGCGUCAGCGUGGACGAGACGGGAUCCAACAGCGAUCAGACAGGACGGCGUCUACAUAGACAACUCCCUAAACGGGACCACUACAGCAACAACAACCAGAAUGCUGGCUACGACUCUUCAUACGACAGCGGUGCAUCAACACCUACUGGUCCGGCGCCCAAGAGACGCAGGCAUACAGAGAACGGAGGCGAGCUGGGCAAGAACUGGGUCAUGAUUCAUGAGCCCGAAGCUGAGACAAGGACACCCCGAAGAAUGCCCUCCUCAGCUCUCCCAUCGCCGCGCCAUCGUACCCAGCAGACGCCUGUGACCGACCGCCGCAUGAGCUCUGCAAGCAGCUUCUCUACUCCCACAACCUCCAACGCUGCUCCUCUUCGCCCUGCCAGUCGUGCUGCAGGCCGUCCGGGUAGUCGGAUGUCUGAUGCCAGCUCCCUCAGGCCCCUGCAGUCGGCAUCAGCGGCUUCGUUUGCCUCCUUCAAAGCGCCCAGCGCGCCCAAGCCGCCUACCCCUUCCCAUACCCCAAGCAGGAUCCCUCAGGGCCGGAGGCGCCGACACACAGUCGUGCCGUCGUCUUCCGAUCCGUCGGCCUCGUCUGGGCAUCGCCGCCGCGGCAGCAUAGCCUCAGUGGCUACCAGUAGGGUCAAUGAGAUUGACGCCAGCCCGCGACUCGACGCUGAAGCCAGGAAGCUGGCCGCUCGCCGCCAAAUGGAGGAGCGCGACAACGACGAGCGCAUGUCGGCCUUUAACAAACAACUACAAGACAUGAUUCGACAGGGUAGAGAGGCCCUAGGGACGACCAUUGAGGUUGAUGGCAGUUGGGAAGACAUUUCCUAA